AUGACUUCUUUAAUCCUUAAAGUUGACGAAGAAGGUCAAAACAAGGAGCAAGGUGUCGUGGUGUUUCCUGACUUGCCAUUGCCUAAGGGAUACAAAGAUGGUGAUGCUAUAUUCAAUUUGAAACUAGUUAUGCCAGCGGCUGCUCCAAUUUCAAGAAAUGGGAUUGUAUGGAUCAAUGUUCCUGAAGAUGCUCAAACUACUUUUGAUAGAUCCAAGUAUUAUAAAAAGACUAUUCCAAAUACAUUUACUAGGGAUAAUGAAUUAGAAUUCAAGAUUUUCUAUCCAGGUUCUUAUAGUUAUUAUAUUUCAUAUAGAGAUGAUUCAAAUUUAUUGAAAACUACAAGAAAGUUCUAUUUCGUUGUUCCACCAAAACUUCAAUUGAAUGGUAAACAUCUUCCUCUCAAUUCAUUAGCUUUAGAAUCUAUUGUUUCUAAAUGGUUAGGUCCUCAUUCAAAUUGGGAUAACAUAUUUGAUGAAGUUUCUCAAAAGGGUUAUAAUCUGGUUCAUUUCACUCCUUUACAACAACGUGGUGAAUCUGAUUCUCCAUAUUCAAUCUAUGAUCAAUUAACAUUUGAUCCUAAAUUAUUCCCAAAUCAAAAUGAUGUUGAAGAUUUAGUUGAGAAAAUUCAUAAGAAGAAUAAUUUAUUAUCAAUUACUGAUGUUGUCUUCAAUCAUACUGCUAAUAAUUCUGAAUGGUUAAGAGAUCAUCCUGAAGCUGGUUAUAACAAGGAAACUGCUCCACAUUUAACUUCUGCUAUUGAACUUGAUGGGAAAUUGAUUGAAUUUAGUGAUAACUUAACCAAACUUGGUUAUCCAACUGUUUUGAAUUCAACUUCUGAUUUAUUGAAAAUUAUGGAUGGUAUUAAGACUCAUGUUAUUGGUGAAUUGAAACUUUGGGAAUUUUAUGUAGUUGAUGUUAUUGAAUCUUUAAAAGAUUUACAAAAAACUUGGGAAACAAAUCAAGGAAAUUUAACUAAAAUUGAUAUCCCUGAAGAUGUUCGUAAUAAUAUUGAAAAAUUAUCAAGUUUUGUUGCUGAGAAUACAAUCUCAUUCAAAUUAGGUUAUCGUUAUGAUAAUAAAGUUGAUCCAUUGAAAUUUGCCAAUAUUUUAUAUUCACUCAAUAGUUCAACAUCUAUAAACUUUAAUGAUGUUAAAGAUCAAGCUCAAAAAAUUCUUGAUGGUAUUAAUUUACCAAGAUAUAAAGAAUAUGAUAAUGAUGUUGGUGAUAUCUUGGAACAAUUAUUCAAUAGAAUUAAAUAUUUACGUAUUGAUGAUCAUGGACCAAAAUUAGGUGAAAUUACCAAAGAAAGUCCAUUAUCUGAACCUUAUUUCACAAGAUUUAAAGCUAAAGAUGGUAAAGAAUACCAAUUGGCAAAUAAUGGUUGGAUUUGGAAUGGUAAUCCAUUAGUUGAUUUUGCAUCUGAUAAAUCUAAAAGUUAUUUGGUUCGUGAAGUUAUUAUUUGGGGUGAUUGUGUUAAAUUACGUUAUGGUUCAGGUCCAAAAGAUUCACCAUAUUUAUGGAAAAGAAUUGAAGAUUAUGUUGAAUUAUCUGCUAAAAUUUUCGAUGGGUUUAGAAUUGAUAAUUGUCAUUCAACUCCAUUACAUGUUGGUGAACAUUUCUUAGAUUUUGCAAGACGUAUUAAUCCUCAUUUAUAUGUUGUUGGUGAAUUGUUUACAGGUUCUGAAGAUAUGGAUAAUUUAUUUGUUGAAAGAUUAGGUAUUACUUCAUUAAUUCGUGAAGCUAUGCAAGCGUGGUCUGUUGAUGAAUUAUCAAGAUUAGUUUAUAGACAUGCAGGUUUACCAAUUGGUUCUUUCCAACCUUUACCUUUAGAUGAUUUUGCAUAUCCAUCUUCAAAUGAUCCAGUUUCUAAUAGUUUAUCCGAGAUUCAAAUUCCAAAAAUUUUAAGACCUUCAAGAACUCAUGCACUUUUCAUGGAUUGUACACAUGAUAAUGAAACUCCAUUUGAUAAAAGAACUGUGGAAGAUACUUUACCAAAUGCCGCUCUGGUUGCAUUUUGUGCUACUGGUGUUGGUUCCGUUUUCGGUUAUGAUGAAUGUUAUCCACAUUUAUUAGAUGUUGUUAAUGAAACAAGAAAUUAUACUUUUGGUAAAGGUAUUGGUGAAGUUAAAUCAAAACUUUAUAAAAUUAGAAAAGAAUUAUCAGAAUCUACUCAAAUUGAAGAAGAUCAUGAAAUGCAUGUUCAUCAUGAAGGUCAAUAUAUUACAUUACAAAGAGUUAAUGCUAAGACUGGUAAAGGUUGGUUUUUAAUUGCUAGAACUAAAUUUAAUCAAUCAGAUGAUCAAUGGUUAGCACCAGUUGUUUUGAAAGGAACUAAAGCUUCACAUGAAUUUUCUUAUGCAUUAGAAAAAAUUGGUGAUCCAACUGAAUCAAAAGAAGAAAUCACAUCAGUCCCAGUUCAUAUUAAAAAAUUAGAAUCUCCAAAAAUUGAAUAUAAAAAUGGUGAUUCUGAAAUUAGUUUACCAGAUUAUUUCCCUCAAGGUUCAAUCAUUGUCUUAAAAGCUGAUAUUGAAAGUGUUAGUGAAGAAUUAGAUCAAUAUGUUAGAAAUGGUGCAUUAGAAGCUUCAUCAGAUUUAGAUCUUUAUGAUUUAAAUGCAUUAUUAUACAAAUGUGAUGCUGAAGAAAGAGAUGCAAGUUCUGGUGCUGAAGGUGUUUAUGAUUUACCAAAUCAUGGUCCUUUAGUUUAUGCUGGGUUACAAGGUUGGAUUUCUGUUUUGAGAGAUGUUAUUCAAAAUAAUGAUUUAGCACAUCCAAUUGCAGAUCAUUUAAGAUCAGGUCUUUGGGCUUUAGAUUAUAUUACUAAUAGACUAGAAAAAUUUAAACAAGAUAGUAAAGGAAUUGAUAAAUUUUCUGAAUGGUUGAAAACAAGAUUAGAUAGUAUUAAAUCAGUUCCAUUUUUCUUAGUUCCUCGUUAUUUUGCCUUAGUUGUUGGUGUUGGUUAUGAAGCUUUAAGAUAUAGAGCUUUACAACAAUUUGUACCAGAAAUUCAAAAUGGUAAUUUAUUUUUACAAAGAUUGGCAUUAACUUCAAUUCAAAUGGUUGGUAAAAAUAAAUCAACAUCAUUAGCACCUUUUAAACAAGUUCCAUCAUUAGCUGCUGGUUUACCACAUUUUAGUGUUGAUUAUAUGAGAUGUUGGGGUAGAGAUGUUUUCAUUUCUGUUCGUGGGUUAUUAUUAACUACAGGUAGAUAUGAAGAUGCUAAGAAUCAUAUUUUAAAUUCAGCUGCAACUUUAAAACAUGGAUUAAUUCCAAAUUUAAUUGAUGCUGGUAGAAAUCCUCGUUAUAAUGCUCGUGAUGCUGCAUGGUUUUUCUUACAAAAUAUUCAAGAUUAUGUUCAUCUUGUACCAAAUGGGUCCGAAAUUUUAAAAGAUAAAGUUAAAAGAAGAUUCCCAUUAGAUGAUCGUUAUAUUACAUAUGAUGAUCCAGAAGCUUUCAGUUAUGAAACUUCAAUUGAAGAUGUAAUUUAUGAAAUUUUAUCACGUCAUGCAAAAGGUAUUGAAUAUCGUGAAGCUAAUGCAGGUCCAAAUUUAGAUAGACAAAUGACUGAUGAAGGUUUUAAUGUUAAAGUUUAUGUUGAUUGGGAAACUGGGUUAAUUCAUGGUGGUUCACAAAGUAAUUGUGGUACAUGGAUGGACAAAAUGGGUGAAAGUGAAAAAGCUCAUAAUAAAGGUGUUCCAGGUACACCAAGAGAUGGUGCAGCUGUUGAGAUUAAUGGAUUAUUGAAAAGUACAUUAAGAUUUGUUCUUGAAUUACAAGAUAAAGGUUUAUUCCAAUAUAAAUCAACCAAAAGAUCAAUUGGUGAUGAAAUUACUUUUAAAGAUUGGAAUCAAUUAUUACAAGAUAAUUUUGAGAAAAAAUUUUAUGUUCCAUUAGAUCCAAAAGAUGAUGUUCAUUUUGAUAUUGAUGCUUCAAUUGUUAAUAGAAGAGGUAUUUAUAAAGAUCUUUAUAAGACUGGUAAACCUUAUGAAGAUUAUCAAUUAAGAGCAAAUUUCCCAAUUGCAUUAACUGUUGCACCUGAAUUAUUUACAUUGGAAAGAGCUAUUGGUGCUUUAGAUUUAGCGGAUAAAGUUAUUAGAGGACCUUUAGGUAUUAGAACUUUAGAUCCAUCAGAUUAUAAUUAUAGACCAGAUUAUAUUAAUUCUGAUGAUUCAGAAGAUUUUGCCACUUCAAAAGGUAGAAAUUAUCAUCAAGGACCUGAAUGGGUUUGGAAUUAUGGUUAUUUCUUAAGGGCAUUUCAUUAUUUCCAUUAUAAACAAGAAUCUUUACAAAAGGGUAAAAAUGAACCAUCAUCAAGAUUAAAUUAUUUACUUUCUGAAAGACUUGUUGAACAUAAGAAACAUAUUAGACAAACACCAUGGGCUGGGUUACCUGAAUUAACCAAUAGAGAUGGUUCUUAUUGUCAUGAUUCUUCGCCAACUCAAGCUUGGAGUACAUCUUGUUUAUUGGAUGUUUAUCAAGAUUUGUGGAGUCAAAAUUUUACAGCAUGA
This is a messenger RNA of Hansenula ciferrii, 4506 nucleotides long. RefSeq names its product bifunctional 4-alpha-glucanotransferase/amylo-alpha-1,6-glucosidase (gene GDB1). The transcript has a single exon. Gene Ontology annotation, biological process: glycogen biosynthetic process; glycogen catabolic process. NCBI's taxonomy places the organism in Eukaryota, Fungi, Ascomycota, Saccharomycetes, Phaffomycetales, Wickerhamomycetaceae. Gene Ontology annotation, molecular function: 4-alpha-glucanotransferase activity; amylo-alpha-1,6-glucosidase activity. The coding region runs from base 1 to 4506 and encodes 1501 amino acids. The record is from RefSeq and is a predicted model, not a curated record.